Messenger RNA from Pseudophryne corroboree (corroboree frog), 1071 nucleotides. RefSeq lists its product as uncharacterized. The transcript has 7 exons. The record is from RefSeq and is a predicted model, not a curated record. Bases 106 to 912 code for a protein of 268 amino acids. Lineage: Eukaryota; Metazoa; Chordata; Amphibia; Anura; Myobatrachidae.
CCCUGUGUGUGUGCGUGUGUCACCCGGAACCAGGCGUGCGGGCACGUGGGGCGAAGGAGCCGGGUGUAAACACGAAGGAGCCGGGUGACCCGGGACCUGAGAGCCAUGAAGUUUUUGCAGCUCUUUGGAAGGCUGAAGUCGGCUGUGGUCGGCAUGGUGCACCUGAAAGCAUUGCCCGGCACGCCGCGUUCUAGGCUGCCGGUGACGCAGAUUCUGGAGGAGGCGUGCCAGGAAGCCAAACUCUACAGGAAAGCUGGGAUUGACGGCCUCAUAGUAGAGAACAUGAAUGACAUCCCGUACAGCCUUCACGUCGGACCGGAGAUUACAGCAGCUAUGGCGGCCGUAUGUGCUGCUGUCCGGCAGACCUGCCCUCGCCUGCCCCUAGGGGUCCAGGUAUUGGCUUGUGCCAAUCAGCAGGCGCUGGCAGUGGCCCUCGCAGCGGGUCUGGACUUUAUCCGAGCCGAGGGCUUUGUCUUCUCCCAUGUGGCUGAUGAAGGCAUGGUGAACGCCUGCGCAGGAGAUCUGCUGCGGUACCGCAAGUCACUCGGCGCUGAGCACAUUCAGAUCUUUGCCGAUGUUAAAAAGAAGCACAGCUCCCACGCAUUGACAGCCGAUGUUACUGUAUCGGAGACGGCGAAAGCGGCAGAAUUCUUCCUCGCAGAUGGCGUUAUAGUGACAGGAGUCGCCACAGGGCAAGAGGCCGAUCCAAGACAGCUCAGAGAGGUUCAGAACUCAGUCCGGAUUCCAGUCCUUAUCGGAUCUGGGGUCACGCUGGAAAAUGUGGACAAAUACAUUGAUGCCAGUGCCUUAAUCGUUGGCUCCUAUUUUAAAAAGGACGGUGAUUGGAGAGGCAACGUGGACUAUGAUAAAGUAAUGUUAUUUAUGGAGAAAAUCAAUGAAUUGAGAACGUGAAGAAGAACGUCCACCGUACACAGCCCCCCCUGGAAAUUGUGUCUGUGUUUAUAUUCUGUGUUUCCAUAAGGACACUUAAUUAGAGUUUGCUAUAUGUUUGGUUUACAAAGUCGCCAACGAUCAACAAUAAAUGUAAAAUGGCACAUGUAAUUAAUGCUA